AUGCCUCCCAAGCGGGCGAAGUCUCUGGCCACGCGCGCAACCCCGACGGAGCGCGUGGCUGUUGGCCUCUUGCUCUCUCCCGAUGGAGCCGUGGCCACUCCAGGAUACAGACUUUCUUCCAGUCCAACCUAUCGCAAUGCUGAAGUCUGCCCAGAGCGAUGCAGUGUUUCCGGGCCGAACACAGGAAUCUGGUCGGUCUAUCCCAACUUCAAGCAGAUAAAUAAAUGCAAACAGACCGUGUUUUACGACUUUUCUCUCUACGGCCAAGUUGACGACCUGGCCGAUAACCACCGCAUCCAAGCUUGCUCAUCAUUCGGUCCCGAUUUCUCUCAGAUUGCCCCUUCAAGCCUGCAGAUCGCUUCCGCUGAGUCUGUCGAUGUUGAAUUCGAGAUUGGGUGGUGGGACGAGGGCUUUGGCCUGGCAACUUCCGGCCUCCGGCCCCUCAUCAUCUAUGGCCAGUCUGGUCAAGCUACCAUUGGUCUCUACAUUGGCGGAGACCUGCUGAACCAAAGCCUUAGCGAGUCUGCCCUAAAGAUGCUCCAAGACAACCUUGCAAGCCUCAACGUCUCGACGCCAAGCUUAGCCAUGCAGCUCUGCGGGUCACAUUACGACAGCACCCACAUAUUUGGGGUCAUGGCCACCAGCAACGGGACGUUUGCCCCCAUCCAGCGCGCUAUCAAAUCUUGGAUCAAUGCGACAUGCCUGUCGUUCUCGGGGUCCAUGAAGUUUCCUGGCCAGGCUAUGUUCACCACGCCGCUUCUACACACUAUUCGCACCACCAACGCAACUGUCCUGGCUAGGGAGGAGCUCAACGCUCGUGCUCAUGGUGAGUGUAGGACAGUAUAG
Molecule: messenger RNA, 846 nt
Organism: Aspergillus tanneri
Lineage: Eukaryota; Fungi; Ascomycota; Eurotiomycetes; Eurotiales; Aspergillaceae
Exons: 3
Coding region: 1-846 (281 amino acids)
Source: RefSeq, a predicted model, not a curated record